Molecule: messenger RNA, 1185 nt
Organism: Leptosia nina
Lineage: Eukaryota; Metazoa; Arthropoda; Insecta; Lepidoptera; Pieridae
Source: the annotation of a GenBank genome assembly
AUGGAAGACCCCGAGAGAAUAGCGCGGGAACAAAUAGCUUGUGACAUUUCUAAUAACUACACACAACCGCCCCCUGGUUUGUACUGCGAAGGCACCUUCGACACCUGGCUAUGCUGGCCCCACACAGCAGCUAACAGCACCGCAUUCGCGCACUGCCCAGAAUUUGUACCGGGGUUCAGUGCGGAUUUAUGGGCGCACAAACAAUGUACAGAAAAUGGAACUUGGUGGGAACAUCCGGACUCCGGGAAGCCGUGGUCCAACUACACCACUUGUGUCAAACCAGAUGAGGACGUGUCAGAAGUGCUGAUACUGUUCGAGACGGGCUACAGCAUAUCUCUCAUUGCCUUGCUUAUUUCGUUGGCCAUCCUUUUGUACUUCAAGAGCCUCCGCUGCGCCAGAAUAACGGUCCAUAUAAACCUUUUUACAUCCUUCGCUUUAAACAACGCCCUCUGGCUCGCAUGGUACGGCCUGGUCGUGAACAAUCCAGAUACCCUCAAAGAAAACCCAGUCUGGUGCCGUCUACUAAACGCUGUACUCCAAUACGCUCUACUCACCAACUACACGUGGAUGUUGUGCGAAGGGCUCUACCUCCAUACGGUGCUGGUCAGCGCUUUCGUGUCGGAGCGGCGCUUGGUUCGCGUUCUCUUGGCCGCCGGGUGGUUGUUACCGAUUCCUUCGGCGGUUAUCCACGCCGCGAGAAGAAUAGCGACCGACGAUCCCUUCUGCUGGGCAGACGAAGGGGCUCCGAGGCCGGAGUUGGCAGUGCUGGUUCUGGCGACCGUUAUACUGAACCUCGCGUUCCUUUGUAAUAUAGUUAGAGUGCUGUGCACUAAGUUGAGGGCGGGCGGUGGCGCUGGAGUAGCGCGGCCUUCUGCCACCGCAUUGCAUGCGCUGAGAGCUACUUGUUUACUGGCUCCUCUUCUAGGCGUGCAAUAUCUCCUAACCCCGUUCCGGCCAGACAGAGACAAGAGUUGGUGGAGGGUGUACGAAUAUGUGGCGGCGAUCAUCACCUCGCUGCAGGGGCUCUGCGUCGCCGUGCUCUACUGCUUCUGCAAUGGGGAGGUUUUAGCCCAACUGAGACGCCGAUGGCGAAUUCUCACAUUCAGACCGAGAGCGAACUCCACUACGAAUACUACGGUUUCUUUCGUUAGAUCGGGGCCCCCCGGAGGCGAAGACCGAGUUUGA